AGCAUACAUCUAUUCGCCGAGCUGUAACCUGAGGGUCCACCCCCUGCUUUAGUGCUGCCCUGCAGAAAGCCUGUCCCUGCUCAUCGAUCACUUCUCAUGUCAGCUGCUGGAGGGGGUGAACUAGUGCUUUGAGACAGAUCUUCAUAUCCACACACCUUUAAUAAAAGAAGACUCGUGUUUGAGCUCACCAACUUUAACGCCAUGCCUCUCCGGGUAGUGAUGCAGGGCCCUGGACCCUGGGGGUUCAGGCUGGUCGGGGGAAAGGACUUCGAGCAGCCACUCACUAUUUCCAGGGUCAGCCCUGGGAGCAAAUCUGCCCAGGCCAACCUGUGUAUUGGAGACAUGAUCUUGGCUAUUGAUGGAGAACCAACAGAGAGCAUGACUCACUUGGAGGCACAGAACAAGAUCAAGGGCUGCAUAGAGGAGAUGGUGCUCUCAAUCGACAGGUCAGAAUCUAAAAUGUGGUCACCACUCUCGUCUGAGGAAGGGAAGACACAUCCGUACAAGAUGAACCUUGCAUCAGAGCCCAAGGAGGUGAAACACAUAGGCUCCACCCACAACAGGAGUGCUCUGCCGUUCGCUGGUUUUGGCUCCAAAGUUGUGACCAGCCAGUACAACAACCCGUCCGGUCUCUACUCCAACGAAAACAUCCAGAACUUUAACUCAGCUUUGGAUGAAGUUAAGACCAUGACUACAGCUGAUGAGCCCAACACCAAAGACCCAACAGAUCCAUCACAAACAGGCAAGCAUCCACAUGUCCCAGAAGACUCUGAGGUUUACAAGCUGCUGCAGGAGAACCAAGAGUCCGAUGAACCUCCUCGACAGUCCGCUUCCUUUAAAGUGCUGCAGGAGAUUCUUGAGACAGGUGACGGUGAUAAACCAUCAGGGUUUAGGAGUGUGAAAGCCCCUGCAACAAAGGUCGGAUCAUCUGUGGGGAACAUAGACAAGCUGCCCAGCUGUGACAAAUGUGGAUCUGGGAUUGUGGGGAUGGUGGUGAAGCUCAGAGACAAGUUCCGUCACCCGGAGUGCUACACCUGCACAGACUGCAACGUCAACCUGAAACAGAAGGGACAUUUCUUUGUGGAGGAGCAGAUUUAUUGUGAGAAGCACGCACGCGAAAGAGUGACUCCGCCCGAGGGCUACGACGUCGUCACCGUCUUCCCCAAGUAGAGCGACCACUGAGCUCGGCUUUGGACUGCAUGCCAAGAAAGGACACUGACGUCAUCCAAGACAACGCAAUAUUUGGCUCUUGCUACUCUUAUCAAUGUUCUUCUUUAGCAUGCUGUGUCAGAGCAGUCUCUUGUAAGUAGGACAGUCAUGAACCACAUUUUUUAAACGCUUGAUUUGCACAUUAUCUUUGGAAAGUAGGGGAGAAAAUCUGUGACUACUACGAGAUGAUGGCAUUCUUUUUUUCUACUUAAAAAGCAAUUUUCUAUUCGCAUUGGGGCUCCUGUGGUUGUGUUUGUACUCGCUCAGUUUGCUCUUUGAAUUAUGAAAGACAGAAACAGACUGAUGACAUUUUAACCCAGAAAAGUGUAUCCAUCAACAUGUUUUAUUAAAUUAAAAUAUUAUGAACAAAAAUGUAAAAAGAAAAACACUCAAGUACGGUUGCCAAAUAAUUUAAUUUAAAAAAAUAGAAUUACCUAAAUCCUUGUGUCACAAUGUUUUAAUGAUGCUGUCAUUUAUCUGCUGAAAUAAGUGCAACAUGGCAUCACAUCACAGGCAAUGAAAAUACGACGCAUUGAAUUAUAACUUUGGAAAGCAUUUUUAAACAGUACUGUUACAAAAAUAAUGAAAAGUGUUAUUUGACAUUUCAUCUUUGAUAAUGAAUUACAAAAUAAAUAUAGAGACUGAAACUGUAAGUGCACCAAUCUGCUCAUGUUUAACCCUUAGAGGGCAGCAGUGUUCAUGUGGCAGGUAUUUGUGUUAAGUCAAAAACCCUUCCCUUAAUAAAAAUAUAGAUAUGUUAAA
Molecule: messenger RNA, 1971 nt
Organism: Notolabrus celidotus (New Zealand spotty)
Lineage: Eukaryota; Metazoa; Chordata; Actinopteri; Labriformes; Labridae
Gene: pdlim1
Product: PDZ and LIM domain 1 (elfin)
Exons: 7
Coding region: 202-1170 (322 amino acids)
Biological process (GO): heart development; actin cytoskeleton organization; muscle structure development
Cellular component (GO): filamentous actin; stress fiber; adherens junction
Molecular function (GO): actin binding; muscle alpha-actinin binding
Source: RefSeq, a predicted model, not a curated record